CUUUUGGAUAAGGCAGCUAACGAGGACAACGGGUAUCACUGGUGAAAAGGGGAGAAAUUUGCAACCGAGGAUAGAUCAAAUAGGACAGAAGUCAGACGUCUUUUGGACACGUGUGUUAAACCAUAGCUUGUUAACGCUUUCAAUUGAUACAGUUUCUGCAUGCUGUCGUUGACUGAAGAACGUUUGACUUCCAUACUCUCCGACAUGACCAGUAACUGCUAAGCGAAAAAUUACAUCUAGAGACAUCCAGGGUCAUACAUUUAGCUGUACUUCUCAUACAGCCGUGCGACAUGGAUUCUGGGGCGGAGGUGAUUCCCAUUUGGCAGAAUAAGCCACAUGGAUCAACCCGAAGUGUUGUGAGAAGAAUUGGCUCAACUCUAGCACUCAAACCACCCACCCGUGCAUGUUUUCAGGAACUCCCAGGUCUCCCCCCUCUGCGACCCUCGGAUGGUCCCAUGGUCCCCACCCUGGCCGACAUUGCCUGGCUUGUAGCUGAUGAAGAGGAAACCUAUGCAAGAGUACGGAGCGACGCACGUCCUCUGCGACACGAGUGGAGACCUACACCUCUCCUGGUGCUGCACAGGAACUCCUCUGUGCCCAACUUUCGACCAACCGGCAAGCGCAUGGAGGGUCUGAGAAAGCCGGGAGUGACGGCCAUGAAAGGCACCACAGCACUGCAGGAUGAGCUCAGCAAACUGCGGGCACAGAUCGCCAAGCUUGUUGCAACUGAAUCAGGCUCCAACCCAUUGACCCCAGACCUCCUGUCGCCAGAUGACACCAGUGUGGGCUUCUCCCUGGCCCCUUUUGAGGCAGCCGCCUUCCAGCCCAACCCCACCGCAUCCUUCGUCAUCAGCGACGUCACCGAGGAGGAGGAGGAAGAAGAGGAGGAGGAUCCAGAUGAGGAGGAUGUGUCCGAGCUGGUGCCCGACCCCAUGCCUCCUGUCUCCAUGACUGCCUCGGCCACCUUUGACCUCGACAGACCCAGCAUGGACUUUAGGGAGGCAGAGGAGGACACGGUGUCGCUGUCCAAGUCGACCAGCUUUGCUGACGUCAGGGACAUCUUGAAGGACAUGAACCGUAUGAAGAUGAGCAAGGACAGUAGAUACAAUCGGGGAUGCACCUCGCUAAGAGAGGAGGACUCGGCCUCCCUGAUCUCUGAGGUUCUGAGGAAGAAGUUCGUCCUGAAGGACGAAGACACGGUGUAAAUGAAGUAGGCUGUGUCCUCUGCCCCAGAUCCUCCCUCCAUAAACCCAAUAACUCAACUGAUCGUUUCUCCGGCGGGUUGACUGUGGCCCUCCCCUCCCCUCCCAAGCUCUAGGAUGCCGCACAGGAACCGGGGGCUAGGACUGCUCUCCUUCCUUGAUCAACACUCCCUGUCCCACCUUCCAUACCCUCCGACUGCAGAUUAUCCUUAGAGGAAGGAGGUGUCACAGCGCCAGUCUUUCAGUUUGUUUCUGCCCAGCCGUUUGGACUGGAUCCGGUCAUGCCCCAUCCCAUCCCAUCCCCCAUCAUUCACUGUAGAGUUCAGUCCUGCAUAGCAGUUAGGUUCUAAUCGCUUCUUCGUGAUGCAGAUCCUCUCCCUAGCACUGACAAGGUGGUCUGGACAGAUGAGACCCAUUUGAGUAUGCCUGAGGUUGAGGAUGCCCUACAAAAUCAGUGACUGAUGACCAUUUUGUUUUUCUUCUUUUUGUUCCUCCUUCAGAAUCGGAAGAAAGCGUUAUUUUCCUUUUCUUGCCUCCAGUAUGUUAUUUUAUUUGUGGAGUUCCCCCCUUUUUUAAGAAAAACCAAACAAAAACAAAACACAUACUUGAAACUGUAUAUACAAACUACAGACUGUAUAGAGUGUAGUCAGAAAUGAUGAGUGCUGUGAUGCUAUAUCCAUUUACUUUGCCCAACCACGGUGAGUUUGUCUGCAAAACGCUGCAUACAUAUUUUAAUCCAAUCUCCAUUUCCCUAUCCUUCAUUUGGGAUGUUUUCUACAUUAUUAUUCUUCAUAUGCACCAUGUGUAGAUCCUGAAAGCUUAGAAUUUAACCUUUGACAUUUCAAGCAUUUGCUGCCUACAAGAAUUCAGACCUGGACAGUGAAACCUAGAGCAGGACAUCAGUCAAAUGUGACCCAUAUUGUUUGCUGUGGUGUUUGGAAAGAAAAUAUGGUUUUGUUCUUUUCUUUGGCUUGAGUUCUGCAGAUGAUGUAUGUAUAUACAUAUAUAUGUAUAUGUAUUUACACUUAUUGUACGGAGUGAAUGAUGUGCCGUUUGUUUUUAAGAAGUGCUGCUGUCAUGCUGCCUGUGUAGUCAGCCCAUGGGGUUAUCCUUGUGGAGAAUGUGGAGAUUUUCUUUUGUGGUUUGUAUGUAGGCAAAACUGCAUGUGUGCCAUGACAAAAAAAAGAAGCUGUUGAGACAACAUAAAAGCCUGUGUAAUUUGUGUGUG
Clupea harengus (Atlantic herring) is the source of this 2430-nucleotide messenger RNA. RefSeq names its product mitochondrial fission regulator 1-like (gene mtfr1l). The record is from RefSeq and is a predicted model, not a curated record. Lineage: Eukaryota; Metazoa; Chordata; Actinopteri; Clupeiformes; Clupeidae. Gene Ontology annotation, cellular component: mitochondrion. Gene Ontology annotation, biological process: mitochondrial fission; aerobic respiration.